This is a messenger RNA of Microplitis mediator, 1757 nucleotides long. Its product is annotated as WD40 repeat-containing protein SMU1. The transcript has 5 exons. The coding region runs from base 132 to 1664 and encodes 510 amino acids. Lineage: Eukaryota; Metazoa; Arthropoda; Insecta; Hymenoptera; Braconidae. The record is from RefSeq and is a predicted model, not a curated record. Gene Ontology annotation, biological process: mRNA splicing, via spliceosome. Gene Ontology annotation, molecular function: protein binding. Gene Ontology annotation, cellular component: precatalytic spliceosome.
CUGCGCGCGCAAUUUGAUUAACAAACAUAACCUUUUAAUGCUGAAAAUAAAAGUGCUCAGCAAUAACAUAAUUAGUGAUAGCAAUAUAAAUUAUUUUAUAAAUAAUUUUUACACAGUAACAAAAUAUAAAAAUGUCUAUUGAAAUAGAAUCAGCUGACGUUAUCAGAUUAAUUCAACAGUAUUUAAAAGAAUCGAAUCUUGUAAAAACACUACAGACACUGCAGGAAGAGACUGGAGUAUCUCUUAAUACAGUUGACAGUGUGGAUGGUUUUGUCGCGGAUAUAAAUAAUGGUCAUUGGGACACGGUUCUAAAAGCCAUACAGUCGUUAAAGUUGCCGGAUAAAAAAUUGAUUGAUUUGUACGAGCAAAUUGUGUUGGAGCUGAUUGAGUUGAGAGAACUGGGUGCUGCGAGAUCUUUAUUGCGGCAAACAGAUCCUAUGAUUAUGAUGAAACAGCAAGAGCCUGAGAGAUAUAUUCAUCUGGAAAAUUUAUUGGCGAGAUCGUAUUUCGAUCCGCGAGAAGCUUAUCCGGAUGGCAGCACGAAGGAAAAGAGACGGGCUUAUAUAGCUAAUGCGUUGUCGGGUGAAGUAUCAGUGGUGCCGUCGAGCAGACUGUUGGCUUUGCUGGGACAAGCUCUGAAAUGGCAACAACAUCAAGGACUUUUGCCGCCUGGUACAACGAUCGAUUUGUUCCGUGGUAAAGCAGCAGUAAGAGAUCAAGAAGACGAAAAAUAUCCAACGCAAUUGUCCAAGCAAAUAAAGUUUGGUCAAAAGUCUCAUGUUGAGUGCGCGCGAUUUUCACCAGAUGGCCAGUACUUGGUGACCGGGUCGGUGGAUGGUUUUAUAGAGGUAUGGAAUUUCACAACAGGUAAAAUAAGAAAAGAUCUCAAGUAUCAAGCUCAGGAUAAUUUUAUGAUGAUGGAACAAGCUGUGUUAUCAAUGGCUUUCAGUCGUGACAGUGAAAUGCUUGCGACUGGUUCCCAAGAUGGUAAAAUAAAAGUCUGGCGUGUCCAAAGUGGCCAGUGUCUAAGAAGAUUUGAAAAAGCGCAUGCCAAGGGAGUUACUUGUAUACAAUUUAGCCGAGACAAUGGCCAGAUAUUGACAGCUUCUUUUGACGCUACCAUCAGAAUCCAUGGAUUGAAGUCAGGAAAGACUUUGAAGGAGUUUCGUGGUCAUUCUUCCUUCGUCAAUGAAGUGGUAUUCGCUUCUGAUGGGCAUCAUGUAAUCAGUGCGUCGUCUGACGGCACUGUCAAAGUCUGGAGUAUCAAGACCACCGAGUGUAUCGGAACUUACAAAUCUCUUGGUGCUGCUGAUCUCACUGUAAACAGUGUCCACGUUUUACCACGAAACCCAGAACAUUUCGUAGUAUGUAAUCGUUCUAAUACAGUCGUUAUCAUGAACAUGCAAGGCCAAAUAGUCAGAUCAUUCUCGAGUGGUAAAAGAGAAGGUGGUGAUUUUGUCUGUACUGUCGUAAGUCCACGUGGUGAAUUUAUUUAUUGCGUCGGUGAAGAUCUGGUACUUUAUUGUUUCUCAACGUCUUCUGGAAAGCUUGAGAGGACUCUCAAUAUUCAUGAAAAAGAUGUGAUAGGAAUUUCGCAUCACCCUCAUCAAAAUCUCUUGUGUUCCUACAGCGAGGACGGUCUCGUAAAAUUAUGGAAACCUUAAAUCAUAUAUAUAUAUACAUUUUUUUUACAAAUAAUUAUUUAUAAUAAUUGUAUAUUUAAUUUAAUUGAGUAAAGAAAAAAAAAAGAAAAAAGU